This is a messenger RNA of Eublepharis macularius, 3067 nucleotides long. It is a transcript of the gene TP73, whose product is annotated as tumor protein p73. NCBI's taxonomy places the organism in Eukaryota, Metazoa, Chordata, Lepidosauria, Squamata, Eublepharidae. Gene Ontology annotation, biological process: regulation of transcription by RNA polymerase II; apoptotic process; protein tetramerization. Gene Ontology annotation, molecular function: RNA polymerase II cis-regulatory region sequence-specific DNA binding; DNA-binding transcription factor activity, RNA polymerase II-specific; protein binding. Gene Ontology annotation, cellular component: nucleus. The transcript has 12 exons. The coding region runs from base 16 to 1776 and encodes 586 amino acids. The record is from RefSeq and is a predicted model, not a curated record.
CGCACCGAAGUCACCAUGGAUGUCUUCCAGAUGAGAAGCAUGAAUGAUUCGGUGAUGUCCCAGUUUAAUUUGCUGAAUAACAGCAUGGAUCACAGCACUGACAGCAGAGCCGCCUCUUCCAGCCCCUACAGCUCGGAGCACGCCUCCAACGUCCCAACGCUCUCGCCCUAUUCUCAGCCCAGCUCCACCUUUGACACCAUGUCCCCCGCGCCCGUCAUCCCGUCCAACACCGAUUACCCCGGGCCGCACCUCUUCGAAGUGACCUUCCAGCAGUCCAGCACAGCGAAGUCAGCCACCUGGACAUAUUCCCCGUUGCUGAAGAAGCUCUACUGUCAGAUUGCAAAGACGUGCCCGAUCCAAAUCAAAGUGUCGACGCCUCCUCCACCGGGUACCGUUAUCCGGGCCAUGCCUGUCUACAAAAAGGCGGAGCACGUGACAGAGGUGGUGAAGCGGUGCCCGAAUCACGAACUUGGGCGUGACUUUAAUGACGGUUUAUCGGCUCCCGCCAGCCACUUAAUCCGCGUGGAAGGCAACAACCUCUCUCAGUACGUGGAUGAUCCUGUCACCGGGAGGCAGAGUGUGAUGGUUCCUUAUGAGCCUCCCCAGGUGGGUACCGAAUUCACAACCAUCCUCUACAACUUUAUGUGCAACAGCAGUUGCGUGGGUGGGAUGAACAGGCGGCCCAUUCUCAUCAUCAUCACCCUCGAGACCAGAGACGGGCAGGUUCUGGGACGAAGGUCCUUCGAAGGUCGGAUUUGCGCUUGCCCUGGCAGAGACCGGAAAGCAGACGAGGACCAUUACCGAGAGCAGCAAGCCCUCAACGAAAGCGCAGCCAAGAACGGCAACCCCAACAAGCGGACUUUCAAGCAGAGUCCUCAAGGGAUUCCAGCACUAGGGCCUGGCAUUAAGAAAAGGCGGCAUGGGGAAGAAGAAAUGUAUUACGUGCCAGUUCGCGGCCGAGAGAACUUUGAGAUCUUGAUGAAAAUUAAGGAGAGCUUGGAGCUGGUCGAACUCGUCCCUCAGCAACUGGUUGACUCGUAUCGUCAGCAGCAGCAGCAGCUCCUGCAGCGCCAGACUCACCUUCAGCCCCCUUCCUCCUAUGGCCCAGUUCUGUCACCGAUCAACAAGCUCCACACCGGGGGAAUCAACAAAUUGCCAUCGGUGAACCAACUAGUGGGGCAGCCACCUCAGCAUGGCCCCGGUGCAGGGCCGAAUCUUGGACCUAUGGGCCCUGGAAUGCUGAACAGCCACAGCAUGCAGUCUAACGGAGAAAUGAACGGAGGCCACUCUUCCCAGGCAAUGGUCUCCGGGUCGCACUGCACUCCCCCUCCACCCUACAACCCGGACCCGAGCCUCAUCAGUUUUCUAACAGGCCUGGGGUGCUCAAACUGCAUUGACUAUUUCACUUCACAAGGGUUACAGACUAUUUACCACCUGCAGAACUUGACCAUAGAGGAUCUCGGAGCACUGAAGAUCCCGGAGCAAUACCGGAUGAUUAUCUGGAGGGGCCUCCAGGAACUGAAACAGGGUCACGACUACGGAGCCCAGCAGCUGAUCCGCUCCAGCAGCAAUGCCUCCACCAUCUCCAUCGGCACGUCCGGGGAGCUGCAACGGCAGCGUGUCAUGGAAGCUGUACAUUUCCGUGUGCGCCAUACAAUCACCAUCCCGAACCGCAGUGGAGCUGACGAAUGGGCGGACUUUGGAUUCGACCUACCGGAUUGCAAAUCCCGCAAACAGUCCAUCAAAGAGGAGUUCACAGAGGGAGAAAUCAACUGAACGGUUUCCUUGAGCGUUUGGAGCCACCAAACGAGGACAGAAAGAGGAUUUGAAAGGUGCUUGGAACAAGCCUUGCGGAACCACAGAAAGUAUUUUUUUUCAGAGCUCAAGUGGCAAAAUGUCACUGUUGUGCCGCGGAAGUCCAUUGCUACGUAUCUUCCUGGGCAAAGCGGGUCUUGCUCUUUUCAUGCCAAUGAAACUACAAAAGGAAACUACUGUUCAGGAGUGUUCAGCAGCGAACCCUGAGCAUGUUUAAAAUGGAACGAAUUUUCUGCAAAAUAUCCACAUCCAAUUCACACUGCGAUGUGAAGGACUGGUUCGUUGCGUUCAUUGUGGUAGGCGUGCACUCCUUCCUUUCCCCUCUUUCAAGUCAUCCAAGAUGGCUGAAGCCUUUCUCCUUUGGUGAAAGCGGGGUCGACCCUUUCUCGUUGUCCUCAACUGGGUCGUCUCCACAGCCAAAUGGUACCAAACAACUUCAGUGACUUCUCUUCCAAACGGACUGCCAAAAAAAGUGUUCGUUUUCUUCAAAGCUUUGCAGAACGGCAAAGCAGCUCCUAGAAUCUGGUAAUUCCCCAUGACAUUUAUAUUAGCUAGUUGAAAAGUGCUCGUGUCGCAAAAAGGUUCGCCAGACCUAUUGUAUAUACGAUAUACGCACCGUGUUGUUGUAAAGUUUUAUUUGCCAUGUAAGCUAUUAUCAAAAACACAGACUGACAUGAAGAGGCAGGGAUUUCAUCAUUCUUUCCCUAGCCUACAAAGUUGGAAAUUCCUCACUUGAAAAGAUUAUCAUUUUGGUCUUUUGGACUGAUUCUAAAGAAAACUUUCAAGAAGCCAUUGCAUUGGAAUUAAUGGACUUGAAUUAGAAUUAAUGGUGAAAUUCUAUAAUUAUAUUCCAUUCACACACACACACACACACACAAUUAUUUAUAGUGGAUGCUAAUUGUUUUUCACCUGUUAUCCCCAUAGAAUAAUGGGAUUUCUUAGUUUUCAAGACUACCAUGCAGAGGUGUGAUUUCCAAUGGAGCAGGAGCAGACUCGGAAAUUAAAUGGCCCUGGAACAAGCCCACCUGAGUAGCCCUUGGGGUCCAUCAAGAUAUUACGUGCAUUGAUGCCCCUGCUAAAAAGCCCAUUCUGCUGUUUCUUCUAUACAUUGCAUUUUAAUCCCAUCCUACUGCCAAGAAGCUCUAGAAGGAAUCCAUAGUUCUCCCUUCCUCAUUUUAUUCUCACAACAACCUUGCAGAGUAGAUGUAUUGUCGAAGGCUUUCACGGCCGGAGAACGAUGGUUGUUGUGGGU